CUAUGUUCAAUACCUCAAAUGUGCAAAGAUUUUUUUCAAAAACUUUACGCGGUUGACAAGUUGAAUCCGGUACCGAAACAAGAAUGACAUUAUUGAAUAUAUUCUGCUGUCCUAUGCUUUGCCUUUCCCGUUUUAGUCAAAUCGUCAAUCUGGAAGCUGAUUGUUCAGUGUUCUGAACUAAGUCUUCUUCGUGCCGUGCAAGUAGAAUCGUUAACAGAGACAAAGGUGCACCUGUUUGCAUCCUUUGGCUUCCAAUGAAGGAAUAGGUCCAAAGGUGUGUCCAUCAGGACUGAGGUCAUGCACCUAACCACUCCAAUCUUUUGACGAAAAACAUGUGUUCAACUUCAAUCUCGCCAGCUUCACUGGAUCGGAACUAGUGCUCCCGAUCCAAGUAUAUAUGCAUAGGAAAAGCCGAAGAGGGGACAACGAGGAAGAACCGAAGAAGCUCGAGUUAAAGCAGAGACAGAAAGAAAGAAAUGGCGAGCCCGCACUGCUUUGCCAACCCGCCGGCGCUGGACCCGGCAUGUGGAGCGGGCGAGGUCGUCGACGACUUCGGCGGACAGAAGGCCUACGUCGCCGGGUCCGCUGAGGCCAAGGUCGCCGUCGUUCUCGUCUCCGACGCCUUCGGAUUUGAAGCGCCAAAGCUGAGGGAGAUAGCAGAUAAAGUUGCUUCGGACGGUUACUUCGUUGUGGUGCCAGAUUUCCUGCAUGGGGAUCCAUACCAACCCAACAACCCCAAUCCUUUGCAGUGGUUACAAUCACAUGACCCGGUAAAAGCAUUUGAGGAGGCAAAACCAGUUAUUGCUGCUCUGAAAGAGAGGGGGAUGUCUACUAUUGGAGCUGCAGGUUAUUGCUGGGGUGCGAAGGUAGUCGCCGAGUUGGCUAAAGCUCGUGAGAUCCAGGCUGCUGUGAUGUCGCACCCUUCGUUUGUUACUGUCGAUGAUAUCAAAGAAGUCAGAUGCCCGAUUUGUGUACUUGGGGCUGAGAUUGACCAAUUCUCCCCUCAAGAAUUAGUCAAGCAGUUCGAGCAGGUUCUUUCUGCAAACUCUGAGGUUGCUCACUUUGUCAAGAUUUUUCCUGGCGUCACGCAUGGGUGGGCGGUGAGAUACAGUGACGAUGAUGAGGCCGCUGUUAAGAGCGCUGAGGAAGCCUUUGCUGACAUGACGGGCUGGUUUGAUAAACACCUGAAAUGAUGUGAAACAUGAACUGGCUAGUAGCUUUCCACACAAUAAGCUCCUGACAGGACGUGCUAUAUCUUCAUACUUCAGUUAGGUGUCAGUGUGUGUCCUCAAAAGUUAGGUGUCAGUGUGACUUCGUCGGUGCUUGGGCUUGUUUUCAUAUAUGUGCUGGCUAUUACUACUACUAGGCCAUGUUUGGUUAGCCCCUAAUUUUUUUUUCAAAAAAAGACGAAUGUAUGAAUGGAGUACUAAAUAAAGUUUAUUUGUGAAA
This is a messenger RNA of Panicum virgatum (switchgrass), 1449 nucleotides long. Its product is annotated as endo-1,3;1,4-beta-D-glucanase-like. Bases 477 to 1193 code for a protein of 238 amino acids. The record is from RefSeq and is a predicted model, not a curated record. Gene Ontology annotation, molecular function: hydrolase activity. Lineage: Eukaryota; Viridiplantae; Streptophyta; Magnoliopsida; Poales; Poaceae. The transcript has 7 exons.